AUGCCUUCUAAUGGUUGGAGGAGUAGAGGGGGGAAGCCGGUUAGAAUAACCCGGCCCCUUACUCCUCUUGCUCUUAGAGCGUGCGGAACCCAUCAACGCGGUGCUAGAGCACCGGCGCCGCUUGAGUGUUCCUGUACUUAUUCGGUAUCUUGCGGAUACCUAGGGAUUCCUGGAACCUGGAUGCUCACAGCCAAGUUCCCGAGACUCCCGAGUGUGGGUUGGGGGGGUGAGAGUGCCAAGGUGGUGGCAAAUGGCACACGAACCGGCGAGGCGUCUCACAUAGCCUCCGGUCAGAAGGUACCGCCCGGCAUCCGAAGAGCCUGGGACGGUCUAGCCGACGGAGAACGCAAGAGAGCGCCUAAGCUCACCCCGGAGCAGGAGGACACACCGGUUGAGUAG
Messenger RNA from Puccinia graminis f. sp. tritici CRL 75-36-700-3, 399 nucleotides. RefSeq lists its product as uncharacterized. Bases 1 to 399 code for a protein of 132 amino acids. The record is from RefSeq and is a predicted model, not a curated record. The transcript has a single exon. Lineage: Eukaryota; Fungi; Basidiomycota; Pucciniomycetes; Pucciniales; Pucciniaceae.